Molecule: messenger RNA, 309 nt
Organism: Brenthis ino (lesser marbled fritillary)
Lineage: Eukaryota; Metazoa; Arthropoda; Insecta; Lepidoptera; Nymphalidae
Source: the annotation of a GenBank genome assembly
AUGGUGCAGAUAGAAUGCGGUGGGAUCGCUCGACUGGUUUCUAACUCAAUGUCGUUUGGAAUGCAGCGGCGGUGGUGCGGGGGGCGGGGUGUCCGGUGCAUCGCACGGUGUUGUCGCAAGUGGCCGCCGCACUUGUCGGCGCGUUUGACUGCCGGAGAUAUUCGGCACGGUAACGGGCCGCGGCCUUCCUGGAAUCGGUUACCUGUUGCAUUCCUCCGCCGGCCGUCGAGCCGAGCCGCCGCACCACUCCGCACACCACCGCACCGCGCUCUUGUGCAUCUCGCUUGCAGCGAUAGGCCCAAACUUACC